UCUUCCCGCGAAUGCUUAGAACAUAAAUACAUACAUACAUGAGGAGCUGAAUGUUCUCAAAAUCAUAGUGCACAACUAAUAAUUUAACCUGCAUAUGCAGAUUCUGUGCAGAGUUGAGGCGGAUUCAAUCGAAAAAAGCAAAAUGGCAGAUGUUCCUGAAGAAAAUAGAAAGAUAAAAGCUGAUGAAAAGAUAGCCUCUGGCAGCGAUGACUCACGCCAUGCAACGGACACCAAGGAGAGAAAGUCUCAUACAACCGUUUUCGAUUUAAACCUGGAAUGCUGGACAAUGAUAAUGGAUUAUCAAUGUGUGGAAGACCAGCUAAGUCUCGCUUGCUCGAAUGUGUGGAUUGAACAGAUGUUCAAGGAAUACGCUAGAUAUCGCCACAAGCAUAUUGAUUACAAGGUCAUGUCUCAUUUUGACGAAGACGAUGGGGAAAAACUGCUGAAGAUGAUUGGCGAGCAUGUGGUUAGCUAUGACUCUUCCAGAAAUCCUAAAGCAAUACAAUACUGCCCGAAUCUCCAACAUUUACUAAUGGAAUUUAAAUCGGACAAUGAAUGUGGUCCAGGAGAAUUUGAAUGGGGUUUACACAGCCUGAAAAAGCUUCAAACUUUCAGUGCUGAUUUGAAUAACGAAUUCAAUGCUGAUGUGUUAACGAAAAUUGUUGACAGCCUCAAGGAAUGUACGUCUCUAAGGAAAUUGCAGUUAUGUGCUUUCUUCUUUAACGGAAUAGGAUUGCACCGUCUAGAUCAACUGGAAUAUCUAGAUCUGCUUAUCUAUGAUGGAUUUGAGGCAAAGAGCUUGAGGGCUAUCUGCCAAUCGAUGAAGCAAUUGCGGCGUCUGGAAAUUAAGACCCACGUUAACAAAAUGAAUAAGAAGACUCUUGAAAUUCUGGCGGAAAACUGCAAGCAGCUGGAAUGUCUGAUCCUUGGGGGUAACAUCGUAAAUCUAAGGUGGCCCUAUGAGCUGAUAUGCCAAUUGCCCAAGCUGCGACAUUUGCAGGUGCAUUACAGGAAAGGUCUGCGACACGAGUUAAUCGAGGGAUUAGUCAACAAAAAGGACUCCCAUCUGGAAAGUCUUAUACUCAAAGGUUGCGCGUUGUCCCUGCAACAGGUUCAGCAUAUUUGCAAAAUUUCUACUCUCAAGGAACUCCAUGUACCAAGCAAGAUCGUGCCCUUGGCGGACUUGCAGAAGCUAACGAACCUUCUGUACCUGCACAUAACCAUGCCAGAUAUGGGGCCAAACCAAGAUUUGGACCUCAAGAAGGCACUUCCACGUGUUCAGGCCUCUGUGACGGAACAGAAGGAGCAUCUCGGGUUUGCAUAUUCAUAUGUAAACAUACCUCCAACAUUAAUGAACCGAAAAAAAGUUGGUCUAGAUUGGACAAGACCACGCCUCGAUCACAAGUUAAAGUUCGGUUUUCCUUAAUUUAUGGGACUCUAAUAAAUGGUUAUCCACUUAGUUUUCCCCAAAUAGUUGUGUUAUAAUGUGCUUUCAGCGACUUUCGUACAUGUAUAAGCAAAACUCAGCGGUUUUCCAAAUUUAGCCGCCGAAAAUCCAUCAUCAAAUCCAUCAUCCAUCGAGGAUUGAAAACGCCUGUGUAAGGUGUAAUUUACCUGGCACCACUGGAAUUUUUUGUGACGUAUUUACCUGUUGUCGCAGCAUGAAAGCUCCCUUUCUUCGU
Drosophila subobscura is the source of this 1682-nucleotide messenger RNA. RefSeq lists its product as uncharacterized. The record is from RefSeq and is a predicted model, not a curated record. NCBI's taxonomy places the organism in Eukaryota, Metazoa, Arthropoda, Insecta, Diptera, Drosophilidae. The transcript has 2 exons. Bases 95 to 1426 code for a protein of 443 amino acids.